AUGCCUUCCAAACUAAGCAAAGUAACCAAGCGAGUCACAAAGAAGAAGGGAACCAAAAUCAAUGCGCUUCACGAGAACAGCAGAGAUGCUCAACGACUACGAAGGGCAGGCGCGAGAGAUGAACGGGUGGCCAACAUGAAGUCGACCAAACAGAAGACGAACUUGCCAUGGCUUGAGCGCGUUGCCUUCUUCCAAGACAGACUGCCAGAGACCCUGCAUCCUUUGAAUGUGGAGGAGAUGAAGGAUUUGGUAGCGCAGUUUCUGCAGCGCCACGACGAGGAGCUGAAUGCACUGAAGGCGGAGAGACGACCAGGAAGACCAGCAUCGAACAGGCAGUCAUUGUUGGAGCAGGCAGUGAAAGCGGAGGCACAGGAGUUUGUGAGUGGGUUCUGGUUGCCAAAUCUGCAGGACGUGGAGACGCUGCAGAAGCUGGACGAGUGGAAGGGAUUGUGGCUCGGGUUGGGGAGCUUGAGAUUUUUGAGGGUGCAGAAGGAUGGCGAAGUCAAGGAGAGCCAGUUCCCGCCCCGAGGAGCGUCAUGA
This is a messenger RNA of Fulvia fulva, 540 nucleotides long. Its product is annotated as Translation machinery-associated protein 16. The transcript has a single exon. Gene Ontology annotation, cellular component: nucleus. The record is from RefSeq and is a predicted model, not a curated record. NCBI's taxonomy places the organism in Eukaryota, Fungi, Ascomycota, Dothideomycetes, Mycosphaerellales, Mycosphaerellaceae. The coding region runs from base 1 to 540 and encodes 179 amino acids.